AAUAACCAUCUAUAAAUAGUGGGCACAAAUGUUCAAUUUGACCCCGUACCAUUAUUGUUUUAGCUUUUAUAUUUUCAAGAUUCUGUCUCUCUCUCUCUGCUCUUUUCCUAAGAUGGCCCGUACCAAGCAAACUGCUCGUAAGUCAACUGGAGGCAAGGCUCCAAGGAAACAGCUUGCCACUAAGGCUGCUCGUAAGUCAGCUCCUACUACUGGAGGUGUGAAGAAGCCUCACAGAUACAGACCUGGAACUGUUGCUCUUCGUGAAAUUCGUAAGUACCAGAAGAGUACUGAACUCCUAAUCAGGAAACUCCCAUUCCAGAGGCUGGUUCGUGAAAUUGCUCAGGAUUUCAAGACCGAUUUGCGUUUCCAGAGCCAUGCUGUUUUGGCUUUACAAGAGGCAGCUGAAGCUUAUCUGGUUGGAUUGUUUGAGGACACCAAUCUCUGUGCCAUCCAUGCUAAGCGUGUUACCAUCAUGCCUAAAGAUAUUCAGCUUGCGAGGAGAAUCCGUGGUGAGAGGGCUUAGAAGAGCUCUAUUUGCUUGCAAGGCUUGCAUAGCUACUAAUUGUUCAUGUAAUUGUUGGGGUGGUAGGAGUGUUUUGUGUCAAGAUAUUAAUUUUUGUUUUGGUCAGUUCUUUGUUUUUUGUUACAUUCCUAGUGGAAUGUUUAAUUAGGAAGAAACUUGUAGGCCACUUAUGCUUGAAUGGCUGAGUCGGUACAGUGGAUUUUUUUGUUUUUGUUGCUAUGAAAACUCUGGAACAAUGUAAUAUUGUUCCUUAACGAUGA
Mercurialis annua (annual mercury) is the source of this 783-nucleotide messenger RNA. RefSeq names its product histone H3.3-like. The record is from RefSeq and is a predicted model, not a curated record. The coding region runs from base 29 to 523 and encodes 164 amino acids. The transcript has 5 exons. Lineage: Eukaryota; Viridiplantae; Streptophyta; Magnoliopsida; Malpighiales; Euphorbiaceae. Gene Ontology annotation, cellular component: nucleosome. Gene Ontology annotation, molecular function: protein heterodimerization activity; structural constituent of chromatin; DNA binding.